Messenger RNA from Anopheles stephensi (Asian malaria mosquito), 2905 nucleotides. RefSeq names its product pre-mRNA-splicing factor syf1 homolog (gene fand). Gene Ontology annotation, cellular component: U2-type catalytic step 2 spliceosome; Prp19 complex; post-mRNA release spliceosomal complex. Gene Ontology annotation, biological process: generation of catalytic spliceosome for first transesterification step; mRNA splicing, via spliceosome. The coding region runs from base 126 to 2732 and encodes 868 amino acids. Lineage: Eukaryota; Metazoa; Arthropoda; Insecta; Diptera; Culicidae. Gene Ontology annotation, molecular function: protein binding. The transcript is spliced from 3 exons. The record is from RefSeq and is a predicted model, not a curated record.
UCCUGCUCGGUGUUGUUUACCGGCUCAUCACGCUCAUCGGACGGCGGAGACGCACUUUCCCUCUUUCAGUAGCUGAAAACUGUGCAAAUUAUAGUAUCAAACUGGGUGUUUCAAAGCGUACGAGCAUGCCGAUCGCAUCGGAAGUUAACCUUGCGGAAGUUUUCUUCAACGAAGAGGACCUCCCGUACGAAGAGGAAAUCCUUCGCAAUGCUUACUCCGUGAAGCACUGGAUGCGCUAUGUCGAGCACAAGCGGAACGCACCACGAUUCGUCAUCAACACCGUGUUUGAACGAGCGUUGAAGGAGCUUCCCGGUUCCUAUAAGCUGUGGUACAACUACCUGAAAACGCUCCGGAAGCAGGUGAAGGGCAAAUGCAUCACGGACAGUGAGUACGAGGAGGUGAACAAUGCGUUUGAACGUGCGCUCGUGUUCAUGCACAAGAUGCCCCGGAUCUGGAUGGAUUACUGCUCGUUUAUGACGGGCCAGUGCAAGAUAACGCGUACCCGCCAAGUAUUCGACCGAGCCCUACGGGCACUCCCAAUUACGCAACAUCAUCGGAUUUGGCCACUGUAUCUGGAGUUUCUGAAGCGCUUCGAUAUUCCCGAAACGGCGGUCCGAGUGUGGCGCCGUUACUUGAAGCUCUGCCCUGAGGAUGCGGAAGAGUAUGUGGAGUUUCUGCAAUCGAUCGGCCACCUAGACGAAGCAGCACAACAGCUUGCCAGCAUAGUGGACAAUGAAAACUUCGUAUCGAAGCACGGCAAAUCGAAUCACCAGCUGUGGAACGAGCUUUGUGAGUUGAUUUCCAAAAAUCCGGACAAAGUGCACUCGCUCAACGUGGACGGGAUUAUCCGGGGUGGACUGCGACGGUACACCGAUCAGUUGGGCCAUUUGUGGAAUUCGCUCGCUGGGUAUUAUGUGCGCAGUGGGCUGUUUGAUCGGGCGCGGGAUAUCUACGAGGAAGCCAUCCAAACGGUCACUACUGUUCGUGAUUUCAGCCAAGUUUUCGAUGCGUAUGCACAGUUUGAGGAAUUAAGUCUAAGUAAAGUGAUGGAGCUGCUCGAACGCAACCCAAAUCCCACCGAGGAUCAUGAGAUUGACGUGGAGCUGCGAAUGGCUCGGUUCGAGUACCUAAUGGAACGCCGGCUGUUGCUGCUGAACAGUGUGCUUUUACGUCAGAAUCCACAUAACGUUUCCGAGUGGCACAAACGGGUCGAGCUGUACGAAGGCAAACCGCACGAAAUCAUCAACACCUACACUGAAGCGGUACAUACAGUACAACCGAAGCUGGCCGUCGGAAAGCUCUACACGCUGUGGGUGGCUUUUGCAAAGUUUUACGAAACGAACAAGCAGCUGGCGGAUGCUCGGAUCGUGUUCGAAAAAGCGGUUCAGGUUGACUAUCUGAAGGUGGACGAGCUGGCCAGCGUUUGGUGCGAGUGGGCCGAGAUGGAGAUUCGGCAGAAGCAGUACGACGAAGCACUACGCAUCAUGCAGCGAGCCACAGCAAUGCCGAAGCGAAAGGUUGCCUACCACGAUGACACGGAGACGGUGCAGAUGCGCGUGUACAAAUCGCUCAAGCUGUGGUCGAUGUACGCGGAUCUGGAGGAAAGCUUCGGUACGUUCAAGACUUGCAAGCAGGUGUACGAUCGUAUCAUCGAUUUGAAGAUCUGCACGCCGCAAAUCAUCAUCAACUAUGGGAUGUUUCUGGAGGAGCACAAUUACUUCGAGGAAGCUUUCAAGGCGUACGAGAAGGGAAUUGCUUUGUUCAAAUGGCCGAACGUGUACGACAUCUGGAACACGUACCUAACCAAGUUCCUGAACCGGUAUGGUGGUCAGAAGCUAGAGCGAGCCCGUGACCUGUUCGAGCAGUGCCUGGAUGGAUGUCCGCCGGAGCUGGCGAAAAAUCUGUACCUGCUGUACGCCAAACUGGAAGAGCAGCACGGUCUGGCACGGCAUGCAAUGGCGGUGUACGAGCGAGCAACCACCGCCGUCAAAGAGGAAGAAAUGUAUGCCAUGUUCAAUCUUUACAUUAAGAAGGCGGCCGAAAUCUACGGCAUUCCACGCACGCGCCAAAUUUACGAGAAAGCGAUCGAAGUGCUGCCGGAAGCGGACUCACGCAAAAUGUGCGUCCUGUUUGCCGAAAUGGAAACGAAGCUGGGCGAAAUCGAUCGCGCUCGGGCCAUCUACGCACACUGCAGUCAAAUGUGCGAUCCGCGCGUAACAGCCGACUUCUGGCAGACGUGGAAAGAAUUCGAAAUCCGGCACGGCAAUGAGGACACGAUGAGGGAGAUGCUGCGUAUCAAGCGAUCGAUCCAGGCGACCUACAACACGCAGAUCAACAUGAUGUCGGCGGCACUGAUCAACGCUGCCGUCACGACCGGCGAACCGCCGAAGGAUGCUAUGCGGGCGUUGGAGGUGAAGGCAGCCGAAACAACGGCACGUGCGAUAGCGGCCGUUGGUGCAUCUGGCGGCAACAUUAUGUUCGUGCGCGGUGAAACGCAAGGAGGAGCUGCAAAGGACGAUCGCGUGGUUAAUCCGGAUGAAAUCGACAUCGACGAUGAGGAUGAGGAUGAGGAAGACGACGAGGACGAAAACGGCACGGAAGGCAAUGGCGGGGCCGGCGGGGUUGAUAUCAGCAAAAAGAUUCCCAUCGAACGUCAGACCAUUCCAGCGAAAGUGUUCGGUAGUCUUCAUCGGGAAGUUGAAGAGAAAGAAUCGAACGAAAUGGACGAGUAAGGCGUUCCAAUGCGUGGUGUAGGCCCUCUCCACCAAACGCCAAUUUUCACCGGGAUUGAAAUCAGAUGUUUACUGUCACUGGUGGCAUUUGGAUAAAGAGAAGAAAAAACUACACAACAAAGCAAGUUGCAAUUGUCUUCAGUGAAGAAAAAAUGCGUACAAAUUGAUACAAA